Molecule: messenger RNA, 4708 nt
Organism: Lytechinus pictus (painted urchin)
Lineage: Eukaryota; Metazoa; Echinodermata; Echinoidea; Temnopleuroida; Toxopneustidae
Product: cysteine desulfurase-like
Exons: 13
Coding region: 214-1566 (450 amino acids)
Biological process (GO): [2Fe-2S] cluster assembly
Cellular component (GO): nucleus; cytosol; mitochondrion
Molecular function (GO): pyridoxal phosphate binding; cysteine desulfurase activity
Source: RefSeq, a predicted model, not a curated record
ACGGCCCCGCGCCCCGGACGUCGCCACUUCGUGUUCAGUCUAUCUGCCGCACGCAACCUUGCGCUUGCACGUGUUCGAAUGUUCUCCUGCGACAGUAAAAUUUCUUUUAUAAUUUGUCCACUUGAUAACCCAGUAGCUUACAUUGCAUCACAAAUUAAGUUUUCAUAACUCCGGGAAUUGCUUUUGACAGACAAGUCCUGGAAACAAGAAAUCAUGAUCACAAUAUUAGGAAAAAGAUCUGUUGCAUCCUGUGUGAGGGUUUGGAGGUCAUCAUGUGUUGUAUCUUUAAAUGAUCCCAAUUUGCGACAAGCUUCCAACGCAGCAGCAGCAGAUGUGAAAGAUGAGAAGAGCCUUGAAGGAAGAGCUCUAUAUCUGGAUGCUCAGUCUACAACACCACUGGAUCCAAGAGUUAUGGAUGCCAUGAUGCCAUACUCUGUGGCUUACUAUGGCAAUCCUCAUUCUCGCACACAUUCAUAUGGAUGGGAAUCAGAAGGAGCCGUGGAACAUGCAAGAAAGCAAGUUGCCAAUUUGAUAGGGGCUGAUGCCAGAGAGAUCAUCUUCACCAGCGGAGCCACAGAAUCAAAUAACAUAUCUGUAAAGGGAACUGCCAGAUUUUACAAGUCUAAAAAGAAGCAUGUCAUCACUACCCAAACAGAGCACAAAUGUGUUUUAGAUUCUUGCCGAGCGUUAGAAGGAGAGGGAUUUGAUAUCACAUAUCUUCCAGUGAAACCAAAUGGAAUGAUUGAUCUUCAGGAACUUGAAGAUUCAUUCAGACCAGACACAGUUCUGUGCUCAGUCAUGGCAGUCAACAAUGAGAUUGGUGUAAAACAACCCCUCAAACAAAUUGGUGAGAUGUGCAGAUCAAGGAAAGUGUUCUUUCACACUGAUGCUGCACAGGCUGUAGGAAAGGUCCCAGUGGAUGUCAACGACAUGAAGAUUGACCUCAUGUCAAUCAGCGGCCAUAAGAUCUACGGUCCAAAGGGUAUUGGAGCAUUGUAUGUGAGGAGGAGACCAAGGGUGCGAGUUGAGGCGUUACAGAGUGGUGGAGGUCAGGAGAGGGGUAUGAGGAGUGGUACCUUACCUGCACCCCUUGUGGUUGGUCUAGGAGCUGCAUGCCAAGUCUCACAGGAAGAAAUGGAGUAUGAUCACAAGCGGAUCAGUGCCCUCUCUGAGAGGCUCAUCAAUAAGAUCACCGGUGAACUGCCAGACGUCAUCCGCAAUGGUGACCCCAAUGAGACCUACCCUGGCUGUGUCAAUCUAUCGUUUGCCUAUGUGGAAGGAGAGAGUCUUCUGAUGGCGCUUAAGGAUGUUGCCCUGUCCUCUGGGAGUGCCUGUACGUCAGCAUCCCUGGAGCCCUCCUACGUCCUCAGAGCGAUCGGAGCUCAGGAGGAUCUGGCCCAUUCUUCCAUCAGAUUUGGUAUUAGUCGAUUCACAACAGAGGAAGAAGUGGAUUACACUGCUCAGAAGUGCAUUACUGAAGUCAAACAACUCAGAGAAAUGAGUCCUUUGUGGGAGAUGGUGCAAGAAGGAAUAGACCUCAGCAAAAUCAAGUGGACUCAACAUUGAGGAGACCUCUUCAAAAAGUUAUGAUAAAGCAUUUUGGCUGAUCCAAGCAGACCCCUUGUUGAGUUGAAACUUCAAUGUUGUAAGAUCUGUAACAGAAGAGCGAAUCCUUAAAAUGGCAACAUGGUGUUAUUCCAAGAAAGGUGUUAUUAUAGCUGUCUUACUUCAAUCAUAUGAAAAUUAUAACUACCACUGCAAUACAUAGAACAUGAAACAAGAUCACACUAAUGAAUACUCCAAACUGGUUUUUUCGAGUCAUCCAUGAUGGCCCAAAUUGUCUAUAAAAGUGUGAAUGUUGGUGAGGUUUAUAUCUAUGAAAACCUCAUUCAGAUGAUAUCUGACAAGAGUCGGCAUUAAAGUAAAACAGUCUUAAGGUUUGUGUGCUUGUGGAUGCCUACUAUGUACUUCAGGUCUCACAGAAUUUUCACCGGUUUUGCAGACAAACUCAUGACAUCAUGAUGUCAUAAUGCUCUAAUGGGUCGUGUUGUACAUCAUCAUGGGUUUGUGAAGUUAUGGACAACCUUGUCUAGCACUAUUAAUUUUUUCAAUGCUUUGAUCAGGCACAUUUAAAAAGAAUCUAGGCAGCAGAAAAUCACAUGCCUCAGCAAUAUUAUUUUGUUGUAUUAUAUCCCAUUGACUGUAUGUACAAAAUGUUACCAAGCUCUUUGGAAUCAUGCCUUAUAGGGAGAGCGAAAUGACUAACAUGUGGUCCCUAAUUAACCAUGUAUUACAAAUAGCUUGUCUUAAAAUAUUUAAGACUCUGAAUAAAUAAGCCUUUAAUUUUACUUGCUUAGGGAAAAUGCUUCAAUGGGAAAAGUGCUUGUUUAGCUACUUGGUAGCAUAAUUAUUGCACUCUAAGUAGUGAAUAGUGGGUUACAAUUUACUAUGGUCUAUAUUAAAAGACUAUAUUGCUCAGCAUGUUGUGACGUGGAUAAGGAAAUUGACCAGGGGCCCGUAACACAAAACAUAGCAAUGAUUGUAGAACAUUUUUUCUACGAUUGAUUCCAUAGACUACAAUGUACAAUCAAUCGUGAAGAUCAAGCGUACGAUCAAUUGCUAACCUGUGUUACGGGACGCAGAUUAGAGUAGUUGGUAGAGGCUUUUACAGUCUGACUGAUGCUUAGUUGAAAUUCAAAGAUUUCUUGUAUCAUAACUACAUGAUAAUAGUUUCUUUAAAAAGUUGAAUGGAACUAUCAAAUUAUAUAUUUCUCAUGAUUCUAGACUGUACAAUAUUGUUAUCAUUGCAUUUUACUAAUUGAUGAUGUUUUUACGGUAUACUUUAUAAGCUUAUAAUAUAUAUUAUGCAUUGACUUGUCUUAAUCAACCUAGAUAAUUGAACAUGAGUUGUACUAUUUACAAAUUUUGGAUUAGAUGUACAUGUAUGUGUUGAAAUGCUCAUGUACAGGUCUCAAAAUUUGUCCACAAUGAGUGACUUGUAAACCACCAUUAAGGAGGUUAUCUCAAUGAGCGGCGAAUGCUUACGAAUGUAGCCAACAUCACAUUCUCCAACUUCUGUGACGAGUGUUGCAAGCUCUAACAAAUAUUUAUUUGUGAUAUCGAAAUCAGUUUGCGAACUGCUCAAAACGGAAAACAAAGGUUUGCAAACAUUCAUCCACAAUUUUAUCAGUGGAUCAAUAUUAUACAGUCAGGAGCCAUGUUGUCAUGUUGUUUUCAUUGGUGAAUAAAACAGAAAUUUGGCGACAUCAUCGUAUAACCGUUUGCAAAGGCUUACGACUGUUUUGCAAACUAAUCCUUCUGUUCGUGGAAAAAUAUAUUUGAAAUUUUGAACAUGUUCAAAAUUUCUUUGCUUCAAGAAAUACUGUUUGCAACAAUGAAAACUGUGUAAGAACUUUUUUGCAAACCUUUUGCAACUUAGAUAACUGAAAAGUUCAUCUGAUUGAUACAUACACAUGAGAUAAAUGUUCUUUAUCACACAAUCACAACAAAAUACCUGUAUUUUCUUCGUUGUGCUUGACCAGCAAUAGCACUGGCUGCGACAAAGGUCUGAUGAAACGUGCAGCCUAGCAAGCGAAAGCUUAUCAAAAACGGGUAAAUUUUUGUGAUUGUGUACCAAAGAAUUAUGUUCUCACGUCUUUUGCAACCUUUUAAGAGCCUAGACAAAAUCUCAAAUUUGCUAUGUUUGCAAGCAUUCACCGCACAGUGAGAUACCCCCUUUACAGACUUGACUUUAACAGCAUUGCCCAGGAUACCAUCGAUAUCUCAAUGUGUUUUACCAUGAUUAGCUUUUCUUUGAUUUCUUUGAUUUUUUUAAUUUUACAAUAAUUGUCUCCUGAUAUUGAAUCCCUCAGAUUCUCAGCAUAUGUGAUAAAAAUGAAUUAUCUGAUAGCAUGGGAAUAUCCAUUUCAUUAGCUCCAAAGAUAAUAUGAAAAUAUGACAUACAGGGUAUAAAUUAACCUUUUCCAUCAAGAAAACGAGAAUGGAAGGGGUUGCCUGCCAAGUAUUGAAGUACUUGUCGGUAAAUGAAAAAUCGUUGAGAAGAAAAAAAAGACAGUGAAUUUCCCUCAUGUAAGAGAUAAUGAUGAGUGAUAUGAAUCCGAAUGAAGAGCAAUACAACCAAAACUUUGAUGACUAUAAUGAUGAUGUAAAUGGUGUUAAAACUACAUGAUAACAGUUUGUAAAUAGUUGUACAAUAAUGGAUCACAGUGUAUACAAAAAAUAUAUUCCUUUUUGAAAAUAAGAUGAAUGCCAGGUGAAAUAUGAAGGAUGCAACAUUAUGUAAUCAUGUAUUUUGAUGAAUUAUAUUCAUGUAUAUAUCCAUCGUUAAUUGAUAGUUUGUUAAGACCUUUAUCUCGAAAUUUAAUGAUAUUGAAAAUGGCUUAGAGAAAAGCCUUUUGGGGGGAAUUAUGGCAAAGGUGGCAUCAUCACAUGGUCUGAAUACAUUCUCCCGAUUUGUUUAGAUAAAUCUUUGUAUGCAGAUAAAAGCUGCCACUCAAAAUAUAGCUUGGUUUUUAAUUUUGAGAUAUAAAGUUUAACAACCCGCUGAUGACAUCCUUUCUCAGUGAUCUAUGUUGUCACUUAUCAACAUGAAUUACCAGUGAGAAUUAAAAAUGAGAAACGAGAAAAUAUUUGCAAGAUAUAUGCCUGUCAUAUGCACAAAUAAAUGAAUAAAAGAGUUAUUUAUCAA